This is a messenger RNA of Uloborus diversus, 2190 nucleotides long. Its product is annotated as proton-coupled folate transporter-like. Lineage: Eukaryota; Metazoa; Arthropoda; Arachnida; Araneae; Uloboridae. The record is from RefSeq and is a predicted model, not a curated record. Gene Ontology annotation, biological process: transmembrane transport. Gene Ontology annotation, molecular function: transmembrane transporter activity. Gene Ontology annotation, cellular component: membrane. The transcript is spliced from 6 exons. Bases 1 to 1596 code for a protein of 531 amino acids.
AUGAAUUCCAAGGAAUCAAAACUACCUGCACCCUCAACAGUCGACGACAUGGAUAUGGAAACGGUAGAGCUUCACAGAGCGGAAAGUAUGGUUCAGGAAUACCCUCCUGAAAUUAUCGAAAAAGUUCCCGAAGAAGCUUCCCCAAAGAGACAGGAUGUUUAUACGAUAGUAACAACGUGGGCAGUAUUUCUGUUCAAUGAAAUCAAAGAACUCAAACUGGAAGUGGUCAUGUUUCUGUAUAUGUUUUCAUCAACAAUGCGCCAAAUAUCUAGCACAACCAUGAUCAUGGACAAGGUUUGCUUAGUCCAUAUGGGUUUGUCCCCGGAAAUAUGUUCUGAUCUUGCCAACAACCAAACCCUCAAAAAUAAAGUCGAAAAGCUGACGAACAAUUAUUCUUUAGGACAUGGCCUAAUCCAACUGAUACCUUCAGCCAUACUCAGUUCUUUCAUUGGACCAUGGAGCGAUAAGUAUGGAAGAAAAGUUCCAAUCAUAGCAGGUCUUUUGGGAAUUAUUGCCGAUGGUUUAGGAUCGGCUAUAUGUGCUGCUGCUAUGCACAGCAGAGCAGAGUUCUUUUUCAUUCCCCCCAUAUUUGCUGGUUUAUCUGGUGGCAUGAUUGCUGUUUUGACAGUACUUUACAGUUACGCCUCGGAUAUAACUACAUUCAAGAAAAGAACCAUGAAAUUUGCGCUAAUGGAAGUCUCAUUUGGGCUUGCGAUGCCUCUUGGUUCGCUUGUCGGUGGAAUGCUGUACAAGUACACAAGCUAUGUGGCCGUUUUUCUAAUAUCUACAGGUGGCCACAUACUUGCUCUAGCCUGGGUCCUGUUCAUUUUGACGGAGACAAAGGGAUUGGACAACAAAGAGAGUUGGAGAGUUAAAUUUCGAAAAUUUUGGUCAUUAAAAGCAGUAGCUGAGGGAUUUAAAGCAGCUACGAUGCGUCGUCCGAAUAAAGGUCGGGAGCAGAUCUUAUUUCUACUCUUAGCUAUGAGUUUGAACGUUCUAAGUUUGGCUGCUACUGGUAGCAUCGGUUUCUUGUACGCCCACCAUCGCUACGAUUGGGACAACACGAAAUAUUCAACUGUUUCAUCUGUCUUUGCAGUCUUCGGAGUAAUAACUAUGUUCAUUUCCGUGCCUCUGUUCAAAUACUUCAAAUUUGGCGACCCAACACUAGGACUCGUGGGAUCUGCUUCACUGUUUGUGAAAAAUAUUCUUAUCGGACUCGCUGCUUCGCAUGAAUUUUAUUACUUAGGAAACUUACUUGGACUCUUAGUUGGAUUAGGUACUUUAGCGGGACGCAGCAGAAUUUCCAAAGUGGUGUCAAAAGAUGAUUUAGGUAAAGUCUUCGCUUUCCUUUCAAGCGCAGAAACCGUACUGCCGAUAGCUGCAGUUGCUUUCGUUUCGCAAAUAUUUAAUGCAACUCUAGACGUUUCUCCUGGUUUAGUGUAUCUUGUUCUUGGAGGCUUAAUGUUGAUUCCUAUUGCCAUAUUUAUAUGGCUUGGGCGACUCCCGAAUGUCAACUACGAAGAGAUGCACAAUGGUCCGCAAAAAAUGCAAAUCCAAAAAAAAAAAGAAGAAGAAGAAGAAAAGGGAAGAUCUUAGUUGCGAAGGAAUUUUCUCCUUAAUUGAUUUUUUGGGGGGGGGGGCAGGGAGGGGACUAGGUAACUAGAAACUAGGUAAACCUUUUACAAAUUUUGAUGCGAUUUACUUUCUUUCAUGGAACCACCGUUGUUUGUACAAACGCAAAGAAAAAAUUUAGGAAACAACGGUGAAUUCAAAACGGUGAAUGAGAGGAUAAAUUUCACAGAUCAGAAAUUAUUCCUGAAUUGUCAAUUCUUCAACAUAAUGCUUAUCAUGGAAUCAACCACAAUAAUUUUUUUGUUGUCAAUGGUUUUUGAAGUGUAAUUAGGCGGCACAGAUAUGUUGAUUUUAUCAGAAUUGUCCUGAUUUUUAGAAGCUUGUCCUGAUUCCAAAAAUGUCCUGAUUUUGUCUUGAAAUUCGAGUCCUCAAUCUGAUUUAUUUUGAAAGUUUGUAAAAUUUUAGGAUAAUCAAUUUAAAAAUGCUAUUUUUUAUCUCUGUUAGAUAGUGCAUUUUAUUUAUCCCCAAGAUUAUGAGCCACAAUUCAUUUUAGUACAUUGUCAUUUUUUUAAAUAAUCCAAAAAUAAUCAUGUGUUGUUGAAAUAAAUGUAAAUAAAA